Molecule: messenger RNA, 5435 nt
Organism: Oldenlandia corymbosa var. corymbosa
Lineage: Eukaryota; Viridiplantae; Streptophyta; Magnoliopsida; Gentianales; Rubiaceae
Source: the annotation of a GenBank genome assembly
GAAACCGACGACUUUAGGCAGUCAAAUAAAAGAUUCCCAAACACGCACUCACACACUCGAACACGUUCUCCAGUCUCCCUUACUCCGAAGUUCAGAGCAAUUCAGGACCUGCUUAUCAAAGAGGCUCCUUAUCCGCCGUACCGCGGCCGCACGCCGCCGUUGUUAAACUCUCUCCCCCGACGCCUUUUCUUUCUCCUCUUAUAAAUUGGUGCAUAUUUGUUUGGCUUCUACGUGAUGUGAAGCUGCAAUGAGUUAGCAAGUUAAAAAUAGAUUAAGAGAGAAGGGUCACUCUCAGUGAUUUAAAUGUGUAGCACCUGUUAUAGGUUUUCCAAGCUGCAGUUUGUAACUUUUGAGGGAAUCCUUGAGUUCGUUUUUAUUAUUUUUUAAAUAAAUUAUGAUAAUUUGAAUUUGGCAUAGAAGCAGAUACGUUUGGAACAAAAUAUGGAUGGAUGCAGUUUUUAUUCGUUCUUUAAUGUUUCUGGUUAAAAGGUUUCUGCUUUCAAAGUAGGCAAAAUACACAUUAAUUUUUGGGUGAGAUCUGAGGCAUGGAAAUAUAGAGCUGAGAGGAAAAAGCACUCAUCAAAGAAAAAAGUAUGGCUUCUCCUUGCUGGGUCCCCAAUGUAGGGAAAAACAAAAAAAAAAAAAUCUGUGUGAUCAGUGUAAGGGUAAAUUGAGGCAAUGUGGAAAGAGAAAGCAUUAGCAUUUUGAAUUUCUGUAGGAAAAAUGCAGUGAUUGUGAAGAUUAUACCAAUAAGAGAAACGGAGAUGGAAUGAGCAGGCCUUUGACAUUUGAAAAGUCUACUUCCAUGAUAUAGUGUCUGAGAAUUCUUAUAUUUCGUAUGAUUAGUUUGGCUUUUAAGGUGGGGGGAGCAUUAAAAGCUGAAAAUUUUCCUGGUUGCAAAGAUUCCAUGGCAUGCAAGUUCCUUUGGUUUUAUGGGAACCACAAACUUAAGAGUAGCUAAUCCAUGAGAGUUGUGUGUUUCUGGUUGCUUUUUCUAUAUCGUCUACUAUUUCUGGUUGCUUUUUCUAUAUCGUUUACACCUUAUUAUGUUUGCUCCAGCCUACUAUAAAUGCAAAUGCGACUAUAUGAUGUUCACUAAAUUUGAAUUUGUUUACAUGUCGAGGUCGAGUGUUGUAGCACUAACAAAAACUGGAUUUCUAUUCAGUGUUUCAUAUUUGUUGCGUUCUCUUAAUAGGUUAGAUAUUGUACAUAGAGAGGAGGAGUUGAUCAUAGAUUCGUAAUAACCAAUAUCAGAAUAUUGCUGUUUAGUGAAUAUUCGUGCUCGUUUGUUUAGACACAAGCAUUUUUAUUAAAACUCAGACUCAGUCUAUAGAAUAAGUGUGAUUCUAAAUCUAUUUAUGGUGUUUACUUGAUAUUCAGAUCAUGCUGCACGGUGGAAGGAGAGAAGACUCAUCUUGAUAAGUUGCAGUAUGGAUGAGAGAGUGAGAAGACGCAAGUCCUUGUGGGAAGCAGAAGAUGGGAGCCUGAGAAAUUCUAGGUCUGGGAAAGAAUACUAUUCAAGUUAUGAUGCUGGGCAUGGGCAUAAAUAUUUAUCAUCCAAAGCUGAAAAUAAUCUGUCGAUGCCCAAGGAUCAAGCUUAUGCAAGUGAGAGAAUGUACAGAGGUGGACUGGAUGAACCAGAAAUUAGGGACCAAAGUCUGAAUAAGAACUAUUACAGGAAAAUGUCCCCUGGUUAUGAUGGAUGGGACAGAAGAAAUCAUAGUGAUUCCCGUGAUGAUGGUUGGAUCCACUCUCGUAGGAGUAGGAGUAGGAGUAGGAGUAGAGACAGAGGCAGAAGUAGAAGCCGCAGCCAAAGCUGGGUUAGAGGCAGCAGGGGCAGGGACCGUGAUUCCCUUCGGAGUCAGAGUCGGAGCAGGAGCAGGAGCAGGAGCAGGAGCCGAAACAGGAGCAAGAAUCCUGUGCGGGGUCAGACCAGGAGUCGCAGUCCUUUCCAUGAUCGCAGGCGUGAGUCCCAUGGGUGGAAUGAAAAAAUUUCAUCUGGACUAUCAUCUUCAAUUUGUAGAAAUUUUGCAGCAGGUAAUUGCAGAAGAGGGAGCCAAUGCAGGUUCCUUCAUACUGACAUUAUGGAUGGGGCUUCUGAGGAUGACCUUGCAGAAAGAUGGAAAGGUAGACCGGAACGAGGACGUCCCAUGAGACAUGGUGAAGAACCUGGGUUACAAUCGUGGGACAAAGUUACUAAUUCAAAUUACGGUGAUGACAACUCUAGGAUUAGAAGCAGAGGUGCUAUUCCCUGCAAGAACUAUGUCAGAGGCAAGUGUCAAUGGGGAGCCUCUUGCAGGUUUUCUCACCAUGAUAGUUCUGGUGAUAAUAGUAUCAAAGGUGUUGGAAAUGCGUCCUUUGGUCAUGACCGUCAGCAUGUAGGAAGCGACAAAGGCAAACCCUUAUGCAAAUAUUUUCUAGCAGGGAAGUGUAACCGUGAGAACUGCUGGUUUUCUCAUGAUGAUUCAGCCGCGGGUACUCAUGAAAAGAGGCAACAUGAUGAAGGUGGUCGCCACAUUUCAUCUGUCAAGAGUGGAUCGUGGAAUGGCCCCACCUGGGAUCAAACUCAGAGUGAGUCAGAUAAUGCUAAAGGCACUGGAUGGGGGGAUCACAUAGAAGCAAAUGAAGAUAUUGCACUUCCUUCAGAGAGAGCAAAUGAUAAAUGGGCCCCUGAAGGCAGCACGUGGCGAAGCCCAGAAUGGAAAGAGAAAGCUUCCAAGAAAAGCAGUUUCAUUUCAACUAAAGAGUUGAAUGAAGAUAACAGUAGGGACUUGGGUGGCAUUGAAUCUACAUUUGCUGGAAAUUCAAAUGACAGGCAAGAACAUUCUCCAAUAUCUCCAGGGUUGAAGUCCACAAAACUUGAUGACAUUUCUGCUGGCUCUCACGCUCGGAAUUCAGCCGAAGAAGAUUCUAGUCAUCAUCUUAUGGCAACAGUGCAUGUGGCUGAUGUAUCUAUCAAAUCUGAUGCUCAGCAGAAUGACAUGGCUGGUAAAGAUAAUCAGCCAGAAACAUUCAGUUAUGGUGGACUUGGUGCUGUUAAUGAAACAAGGAGCACUAUGAAUUCAGAAUUCAUGCCUACGCAUAUCCCUAGUCAAAAUGGCAUUGGAAAUCUGGAUUUUAACCAGCCAUUGGUUACAAAUGAUGUGAGAGAUAACUUACAUUUUUCACGUCCUUCAAAUUUGCAGGGUUUUGACUUGAAUGGAUCUGGUCAGGUCUUGUCCUCGUCUUUAAAUAUGCAAAACCACCAUGAGAUUCAUGAGAAGGAAGUUGCUAAAACACAAGAGAUGCAGGAAUUUGGAGCUCGUCAAUCAUUCUACAGUAGUAUACCUAAUGGGCAUGUUGGUCAGUAUUACUCCACAUCAACUGCAAUGCAGAAAUUUAUGAAUGAACAAGCACAUCCUUCGUUGGAUCCCUUGACUGCUACACGGAUGGUGUCAGUUUUGCAAUCUGUAAUGCCUAUUCAGCCAAAUCCCUUGGGUGAAAGAGGGCAAAACAAUGAUCAAACUUCUGGUUUUCCAUUUGAACAGAAGAAUCAAAUCCCAUUUGAACAAUUUUCUCCCAUGUCUGGUGAUGGUAUAGAACCUGAGGGAACCCUUCCGAGUAGUGCUAUGGCUCAUUUUCUUGACAGUGCCCAAUCAAAGAAGCAGGAGACUCGUGGGCAAACCGAAUUCCAGCAGCAUGAAACAUCUGGAGUUGCAGAUUUCAAGGAGCUGGGAAAACCGGCAUUUUCAGAAUUGGAGCAAAGACCACCUCUUUCAGAAGGCAUACAUAAGGGUAAUGAUUCUUCUGAGGAUAAAAUAAAAGAGAAAGAGAAUGUUCCCAAAGAAAAUGGAGAGGGUCGUGGUAAGGUAGAGAAUGGUAGUGGUAAUAAGGAAGAUAAGGACAUACGCCUGUUCAAAAAUGCCCUUGUAGAGUCUGUGAAGGACAUACUGAAGCCAACGUGGAAAUUAGGGAAAAUGAGCAGAGAUGUCCAUAAAACCAUUGUAAAAAAGGUGGUGGAUAAGAUAACAACUACAAUUCAAGCCGAUCACAUCCCAAAGACUCAAGAUAAAAUAGAUCAAUAUCUAUCACAUGCAAAAACCAAAAUUUCAAAGCUUGUACAGGCCUACGUGGACCGACAUCUCAAGACUGAUUCUUGAAUAACCCUCUGCUUCAUUGUCAUAUUGUAAUUUAGUGUACUGACUUAGAUAAGUCCACUCAAUACUCUUUUCUUCUGUUCUUUUAUUCACUUUCCCUGGCUGGUGAUUACUGUCAGCUAUAUUUUGCUGUGGUUUUGUUUUUUUCCUUUUUUUUUUUUUGGUUGUUUUCCUAAGGAAUGCAAUUUCUGAUAUGGAUUUCUUUCUUUGUUUUAUGUUCUUACAUUUUGACCAUGUUUUUGGAGACCUAAUCUCCCUCUUCUGUUGUGGAAGGAUAAACAAAUUAUAGUGAGAUGAAAGGGUGAUUUGCUUAUAGAAGAUAAUGCAGGUUGCAAAUGAAGAGCCGUGGUUCGAUCAGAGAUCCAGUAUCUGUAUUAUUAAGGAUUAAUGUUCAAGGCCAAGUUUCCUUAACAGUUAUGCCGACAUUGCCGAUCUCCCCCGACUUUGUUUUUCAUUGGAUGGUGAAAGCCGACAACAAGACGGCGGGGGUGUACAAUGACGGCAAUAAUGGAUAUUUAGGGUUUUCAGUUACGAAUACCUUAGUUCCGAAAUACAAAUAGCCCUUACUAACGGUAUAAAGAUUAGGGUAGUUAGAUCGUCAACAUUUAAGAGUUUGAGCUUUGGGGACUGGGGUAGAGAAGGCUCAUAUGUGGGCAGCUUACUGGAGGGUUUGGACUUUGAAUCAAUUUCUGAGCUCUUUUUUUUCUCUUCCUUUUUAUUUUUACUCUGGUAAGCUCAUAUUGUUCACUUUAUUAAGCCAUUCUACUCAUACAUAAACUUUGUGACAUCAGUGCGGAUGAAUGCUUUACCGCGAAAACAUCUAGCCUUUAUGGUCUUCCACUGGGAGGCAUUCUCAUAAAAAAACGUUGUGGCUAGAAUCAGGUGCAUGCAAAAUGAGGUGAAAAAGACUAGAAUCGGACCCAAAUCCUUCAGACCUUUUGUUGCAAUGAACUGAUGAGUCAAAGCGAUAAGACAUUCAAAUGACGAUGAUUAACUCAAUAGCUGUCGAAAAAUAAUCUGAUCUUCUAAAGCAAGUUUCGAUAUCAGAUGAUUUCAAAAAAAAAAAAAAAAAAAAAAGAUAUCAGCUAGAUUGAAGCCCUAAGCCCGAAGAUCCCUUCGGCUCCCAUACUUGACGAGAGUACAUCCCUUGGUUUUACAAGCAUACCAUGUGUCAUAUUUUCUUUUUUAUUCAUUUUUAUAUCUUUUUGUCUCAAGAAAAAAAGUUCAUACUAAGUUUUGAAAUUUGUACUAAAACAAAAAUAUAUCUUUAAAUUCAAUGUUGAAAAAUCUUGAUCAUUG